This is a messenger RNA of Propithecus coquereli (Coquerel's sifaka), 1533 nucleotides long. It is a transcript of the gene POGLUT3, whose product is annotated as KDEL (Lys-Asp-Glu-Leu) containing 2. Gene Ontology annotation, molecular function: protein binding; glucosyltransferase activity. The record is from RefSeq and is a predicted model, not a curated record. Gene Ontology annotation, cellular component: endomembrane system. The coding region runs from base 7 to 1533 and encodes 508 amino acids. Lineage: Eukaryota; Metazoa; Chordata; Mammalia; Primates; Indriidae. The transcript has 9 exons.
CCGACCAUGCGCCGCCUCCCGCGGGCCCUGCUGCUGCAGCUGCAGCUCGCCCUGCUCGUGGCCGCGGGAGCCCCCGAGGCGCCGGUCAGCGCGCGGCGGAGCCUGGUGUGGGGGCCCGGGCUGCAGGCGGCCGUCGUUCUGCCGGUGCGCUAUUUCUACCUGCAAGCGGUCAACUUAGAGGGCCACAACCUCACUCGCUCGCCCCCAGGUAGCCCUCCUUUUUUCUACAUAGUNAAAUCUCUUUCCCCUAAAGAGUUAGUCCGGAUUCAUGUUCCUAAACCUUUGGACAGGAAUGAUGGAACAUUUUUGAUAAGAUACAGGAUGUAUGAAACUGCCAAUGAAGGGCUGAAGAUAGAGGUCCUUUAUGGUGACGAACAUGUGGCUCAGUCUCCCUAUAUCUUGAAAGGACCAGUGUACCAUGAAUAUUGUGCGUGUCCGGAAGAGGAUCCUCAGGCUUGGCAGACAAUUCUUUCUUGUCCAACUGAGGAACCACAGAUUGCAAAAGAUUUCGCUUCCUUCCCCAGCAUCAAUCUCCAGCAGAUGCUAAACGAAGUCCCCAAAAGGUUUGGGGACGAGAGGGGUGCUGUUGUCCAUUACACAAUUCUCAAUAACCACAUUUACCGGAGAUCUUUAGGGAAAUACACAGACUUCAAAAUGUUCUCUGAUGAGAUUUUGCUGUCAUUGGCAAGAAAGGUCCUUCUCCCGGACUUAGAAUUUUACAUUAAUCUUGGAGAUUGGCCCUUGGAGCAUCGAAAGGUCAAUGAAACCCCUGGCCCUGUACCUAUCAUUUCAUGGUGUGGCUCUCUGGAUUCAAGGGACAUUAUACUUCCAACAUAUGACAUCACCCACUCCACACUGGAAGCAAUGAGGGGUGUUACAAAUGAUCUUCUCUCCAUUCAGGGAAAUACAGGGCCUUCCUGGAUCAAUAAAACAGAGAAAGCUUUCUUCAGAGGUAGAGAUAGCCGAGAGGAGAGGCUCCAGUUGGUACAGCUGUCGAAAGAAAAUCCACAGCUGCUAGAUGCAGGAAUUACAGGAUAUUUCUUUUUCCAAGAGAAAGAAAAGGAGCUUGGAAAAGCCAAGUUGACAGGUUUCUUUGAUUUCUUUAAGUACAAGUAUCAAGUGAAUGUGGAUGGGACCGUGGCUGCUUACAGAUAUCCGUAUCUCAUGCUAGGCGACAGUCUGGUCCUAAAACAGGACUCGCCAUAUUACGAACAUUUCUACGUGGCGCUAAAACCUUGGAAACAUUAUGUUCCAAUUAAAAGAAAUCUUAGUGAUUUACUAGAGAAAGUGAAAUGGGCCAAGGAAAAUGAUGAAGAAGCUAAGAACAUUGCCAAAGAAGGGCAGUUGACUGCUAGGGACCUACUCCAGCCACACAGGCUUUACUGCUAUUAUUACAGGGUCCUACAGAAAUAUGCCGAGCACCAGGCCAGCAAACCUGAAAUACGUGAUGGAAUGGAACUUGUUCCUCAGCCAGAAGAUAGCACAUCCAUCUGUGAGUGCCACAGGAAAAAUCCUUUCAGAGAAGAGCUUUAA